Molecule: messenger RNA, 2671 nt
Organism: Populus nigra (black poplar)
Lineage: Eukaryota; Viridiplantae; Streptophyta; Magnoliopsida; Malpighiales; Salicaceae
Product: light-inducible protein CPRF2-like
Exons: 7
Coding region: 1193-2497 (434 amino acids)
Biological process (GO): regulation of DNA-templated transcription
Molecular function (GO): DNA-binding transcription factor activity
Source: RefSeq, a predicted model, not a curated record
GAGAGAGCCAUCCAAUGACAGCCACCAAUAUCUGGGAAAAAGUCGUCUCUUUCCAUGAUCCUAUCCAUCCUCAACAAAGACCUAAUAAUUGGGAGAUUCUAAUGUGUCAAAGGAGGAGAAAAAUGUUAUAUGGAAAGUUUUAUUAUGCUGUCAAAGGAUUGUGCCUGUUAUCAUCGUGUGAGAUAUUUCUUGUAGGAAUGCCAGAUAAUAGCAUGCAAGAGUUUGGGGGGGAAAUAGGGUUUGGAAGAUCUUUCAUGAAGAUCUUUUCUUCUUCCAAUCUUUCUUGUUUUCCAUUUUUCUAAGGUGGAACUUUCCUAUGUCGAUUUCAUGUUCUUAAAAGAAUCCAUAGAUAUUUAAAAGGCAUUGUCAAAAGAAGAAGAAGAAGAAGAAGCAUUUUUAGGUUCAAAUUGUUGAAAGAUCAACUAUAUUUUCGCAAGAAUAUUUUAUUAUUUAUUCAACAAAUGUGAUAUUUUUUAUGCUUUUUUUCCCCUCUUUUGAAGGUCAUAUAUCCUUCUUCUUUUCCUGUCAACAUAUUUUUUUUUUAGAUUCUAGUUGAAAAUAAUAAUAUAGAAGAUCAAUCAGUUUAUCAAACGAGCCAAACAUUAAAAAUGUAUAAUGUAUAAUUUUACAUGUUUUAAUAUCAUACAAAGUUUUCUAAAUAUUUAAUGCAAUGCUUAAACUAUGUAGUUAUCAUAUCUACAACAAGUGUUCCUAACAAAAUCCACAUUAAGUGAUAUUUUUAGAAAUCAUAGCAUUCAUUCUUGAUACAAAACUCCCACAUCACAAAGAAUCAAUUUUUAGCAAAAAUAAAAACCAACUAGGAGAAAAAUAUCACUGGAUCAAUUGAAUAAAACACAAAAAAGAUCAAAAUCUCCCCCAUCAGAGUUGCCAAAAUGGAUAUGCACAAAUGCUGAUCAUACAUCAAAAUUCUUCUACUAGUAGGAGGGACCAUACAUACACAUUCAUUGAAUUCUUACACAAUGCAAGUAGUGGAUAUUUUCUCCCACUUGUUGGAACCAUACAUCUAAUGGUGUGAAUAUAAAAGGGAGCCAACAACAGAGGAGAAGGAAAACCAAAAUAAGAUCUCUACUUUAUCCAUUGACACCUCGGACCCACGCCAUCUCCACCCGCACAAGACAACAUUAAAAACAUCAAAAGUUGAACUUGGAUAGGGUAUUUUCAGUGGAGGAUAAUGUCACACAGACCAAUCCUGGUGUCUAGCACAGGCCACAAACACCAAUUGUCCAAAAUGAACCGGUCUGAAUCUGAAUGGGCUUUUCAAAGAUUUCUUCAAGAAGCCUCUGCUGCAACCUUUGAUGACAACACUCCCAAUUCUUCAGCUGAUAAAACUGACGUUGUUCAUAUCAAUGAUUAUGGAUAUAGUAAUAACAACGCUACAAGUAAGUGUUGUGAUAAUAAUUAUAAAGAGAAUGCCAUGCCCUUGAGUAAUGGGGCCUGUGCCACUGCUGCUUCAUCGUCGCUUGGUGCUCCGGCGGAUAUUCCUGUGGAAUCUGAGGAUUAUCAUGCGUUUUUGAAGAGUAAACUCAAUAUGGCUUGUGCUGCUGUUGCUUUGUCUCGGGCAUAUUUUGUAAAACCUCUAAAAUCUCCUGCUACAGCUGAAAGUGGAUCACAGGCUUCAAGUACGUCACAUUUGGGAUCCCAUGCUCCUUCUGAAGGAGCUGGGCAUGAUUUAUCUAGGUCCCGAGAUAAAGAUGCUAAUGAGCCACUUGGAACUCCCUCCUUGCCUUCCAUGCAAAAGAAACUUGCAGUUACUGGUAAGCCAACAACAAGUGGAUCAUCCAGAGAACUGUCGGAAGAUGAUGAAAAUGAAGCAGAAACUGAAAUAACUGAGAAUAUGCACCCUGCUGAUGCAAAACGUGUAAGGAGAAUGCUUUCGAAUAGGGAGUCAGCUAGACGAUCAAGAAGAAGAAAGCAGACCCAUUUGACUGAGCUUGAGACCCAGGUUGCUCAAUUGAGGGUUGAAAACUCUUCUCUGCUGAAGCGGCUCGCCGACACAAGUCAGAAGUACAAUGAGUCUGCUGUUGACAACAGAGUUUUAAAAGCUGACAUUGAAACGCUGAGAGCAAAGGUGAGGAUGGCUGAAGAGACGGUCAAAAGAUUUACUGGGUUGAACCAUAUGUUCCAUGCCAUGCCUGAUAUAUCCACAAUGAGUAUGCCAUCGUUUGAUGGAUGCCCCUCUGACACAUCAGCAGAUGCUGCUGUCCCUGUCAAGGAUGAUCCAAAGCAUCACUUCUAUCAGGCUCCUAACAAUCCUAUAUCAACUCAUGACUCCAGGCCCAGAGUCAACUUUGUGUUGGCCGAUAUAUCUUCAGUUGAAAAUGUGCAGCCAAAUUCUGGAACAGCAGCAGGAGUAUCAGGGAACAAGUUGGGGCGAACAGCUUCUUUGCAGCGAGUGGCUAGCUUGGAGCGUUUGCAGAAACGGAUUCGUGGGGGUGCAAGUCCUUGUGGACCUCAGUCCAAUGGGGAGCAGUCGUAACAAGCAAAAUAACCCCGAGUGUCAAGAAGAUUUAGAGAAGAAGAUUCCAUUCCAGUUUGAUUUUUGGUUUAACUGUAUGUAAAGAUCCUAUUCUUUAAGUACAUGUUGAAUCAAACAAUUAUUUUUUACCGCAAUUGGCAAUGCAAAAUGUAGCUCUAUAGAACAGCUUAUCAA